UAGCCAGGCGGCAGCCAAACAGCCUCUUCCCCAGCCCUGAGGCACGGCGGCCACGGCAAAGGGCAGGGGCGCGCGGGGGACGCUGUUAGAAAAGCCGAUCCGAACCAGCGCGCCCUGGCCAUGAAGAGCUUGGCAGGUGGCGAAGGUGCGCGUCUCCUGCCCGCGAUCCUCUUCGCCCUGCACCUGCGGUUGGGCACAGGCGCGUGCCCGUGUCAGGAUCCCGCGCUUUGCAAGCCUAUCUCGAGCCCCAGAAACUUUGAGGUCUUUGUAUUUGAUGUUGGUGGAAAGACCUGGAAGAAUUAUAACUGGUCACAAAUUACAACGGUGGCCACAUUUGGAAAAUAUGACCCUGAGCUUAUGUGUUACGCUCAUUCAAAAGGAUCCAGAGUAGUUUUAAAAGGAGAUGUAUCUGUGAAGAAAAUUGUUGAUCCUGUGGUCAGAGCAGCCUGGAUAAGCCAGCAGUUGGACCUGGCCAAAACACAGUAUAUGGACGGAAUCAAUAUUGACAUUGAGCAAGCAAUUAUCCCGUUUUCGGCUGAAUAUUCUGCAUUAACAGCUUUGGUUAAAGAAACCACAGAUGCUUUUCACAAAGACAUUCCAGGAUCCCAGGUAACUUUUGAUGUACCUUGGUCUCCUGAACGUAUAGACGGGAGAUGUUACAACUAUACUGGGAUUGCUGAUUCCUGUGACUUUGUGUUUGUGAUGUCUUAUGAUGAACAGAGUCAAGUAUGGUCCAAGUGCAUAGCAAGAGCAAAUGCUCCAUAUAACCAGACCUUAGCAGGAUAUGACAAUUACACUUCCAUGGGCAUUAAUCCAAAGAAGUUGGUGAUGGGAGUUCCAUGGUAUGGCUAUGAUUAUACUUGUCGAAACUUGUCAAAGACUCAUAUUUGCACCAUUGAAAAAAUUCCUUUCCGAGGAGCUCCAUGUAGCGAUGCAGUAGGACGUCAGGUUCCAUAUAAAAUAAUAAUGACUCAGGUGAAUAGUUCUCUUUCUGGAAUUCUGUGGGAUGAGGAACAGAAAGCUCCAUAUUUGGAAUAUAAGGAUUCACAGGGUGCUUUUCAUCAAUUAUGGUUUGAUGAUCCCAGGAGUGUUUCUCUGAAAGCUGCCUAUGUGAAAAAUCGUGGCCUCAGGGGCAUUGGAAUGUGGAAUGCAAAUUGUCUUGAGUAUUCUGGAAGUUCUGAAGUGCAGCAGCAGACAGAAGCAAUGUGGGAAGCCUUGCUGCCAAAAUAAUGAGUGCGUGUACUCUGCCAUUUUGAAUUUAAUACUGUUUCAGUUGUGUAGCAUUUCUGUUUUAAUUACACUGUGUUAAACCUAGCCCAUUCUUGUCAACAAAUAAAAUUAGAUUUAACUUUCUUACA
Molecule: messenger RNA, 1358 nt
Organism: Candoia aspera
Lineage: Eukaryota; Metazoa; Chordata; Lepidosauria; Squamata; Candoiidae
Product: di-N-acetylchitobiase-like
Exons: 7
Coding region: 121-1230 (369 amino acids)
Biological process (GO): chitin catabolic process; oligosaccharide catabolic process
Molecular function (GO): chitin binding; chitinase activity
Source: RefSeq, a predicted model, not a curated record